AUGGCUCUGGGGGUCGUCUGGGCUGGGAACAUCGUCCUGCUGGGAGCUGUGGUAGCAAUGGGCGUGUGGGGAAAUUUUAAGGGCCUGGGGAAUGACGGUGCCAAUGAGAGAACCAGCUACGGCUAUAACUGCAGCACUGAGCUGAAGGAUUUUCCGUUCUGCUUCAAACAGUUUCUAUGUGAACCUUCAUCCAGCAACUCAAGAGAGGGAUCAGGGUGUAAGCUCUGCCCCCCAAACUGGCUGCUGCACACGGACAAGUGCUACUGGGUGUCUAAAGAAAAAGCUCCCUGGGACAAGAGCCGCGAUGACUGUUCGAAGAGGAGGGCUCGACUGUUAAUGAUUCGGGAUCAGGAUGAGAUGGCCUUCAUACAAACUACUUCCAAAGAUGCAAACCGGAUCUGGCUUGGACUCACCAUUACAUUCCCUGCAAGGAAAAGGAUUUGGGUGGACGGCUCCCUGUUAAAUCAAACACUGUUCAAGGUAGUGGAUCCUGCAGAAGGGAACAGCUGCGGGGUGAUAAAAGCGGAUCAGAUUCAUUUUGAAACCUGCAGUGCUGUAUCGAAAUGGAUUUGUGAAAAAGACGCUCUCCUGAUAUAG
Terrapene triunguis (Three-toed box turtle) is the source of this 597-nucleotide messenger RNA. Its product is annotated as killer cell lectin-like receptor subfamily F member 1. Lineage: Eukaryota; Metazoa; Chordata; Testudines; Emydidae. The transcript has 5 exons. The record is from RefSeq and is a predicted model, not a curated record. Bases 1 to 597 code for a protein of 198 amino acids.